AUGUCUAUGCAUUUGUAUGAAGUGAGCAGUAAACUGCUCGGGGACACUGUUGAGAAUCUUAACGACAACUUGACCUCCGUGUUGCUGGCAGCCUCUGUCAUCACUCUCACUCUGGGAUAUGUUACCAAGAUGCUGCUUAAACAGUCCUCUGACAAGGAUCUGAAUUACCCACCUUACAUACCCUCCAGCAUCCCCUUCCUGGGCCAUGCCAUUGCAUUCGGAAAAAGUCCCAUUGAAUUUCUUGAAAAUGCUUAUGAAAAAUACGGCCCUGUGUUCAGUUUCACCAUGGUGGGGAGUACGUUCACCUACCUGCUGGGCAGCAAUGCAGCCACGCUGAUGUUCAACAGCAAGAAUGAGGAUCUGAAUGCAGAGGACGUCUACUCCAAACUGACUACUCCAGUGUUUGGCAAGGGAGUAGCCUAUGACGUCCCGAACCCUAUUUUUCUGGAACAAAAGAAGAUGUUGAAGACGGGACUGAACAUCGCUCGUUUUAAGGAACAUGUGAAAAUCAUCGAGGCAGAGACCAUCGAGUAUUUUCAGAGAUGGGGAGACAGCGGGGAGAGAAACCUGUUUGAGGCUUUGUCUGAGCUGAUCAUCCUGACAGCCAGCAGCUGCCUUCACGGGAAGGAGAUCCGCAGCAUGCUGAAUGAGCGAGUGGCCCAGCUCUAUGCCGACCUGGACGGAGGAUUCAGUCACGCUGCCUGGCUCCUGCCUGGGUGGCUGCCGCUACCCAGCUUCAGGAAAAGAGACAGAGCUCACAGGGAGAUCAAGAACAUUUUCUUCAAGGUGAUUCAGAAGCGUAGGCAAUCUGGAGAGAAAGUGGACGACAUCCUGCAGACCCUCAUCGAUGCCACCUACAAAGACGGACGACCCCUGAACGAUAACGAGAUUGCGGGGAUGCUGAUCGGUCUGCUCCUGGCGGGUCAGCACACGUCCUCCACCACCAGCGCCUGGAUGGGCUUCUUCCUGGCCAGAGACAAAGCUCUGCAGGAACGCUGCUGCGCUGAGCAGAGGGCCGUCUGUGGAGAAGACCUGCCUCCACUCGACUUUGAUCAGCUGAAAGAUCUCAGCUUGUUGGAGCGCUGUUUGAAGGAGACCCUGCGUCUCCGCCCACCCAUUAUGACUAUGAUGAGGAUGGCUCGCUCGCCUCAGACUGUAGCAGGAUACACCAUCCCUGUGGGCCAUCAGGUCUGCGUCUCCCCAACUGUAAACCACCGUCUGCAUGACAGCUGGGUGGAGAGGAUGGAGUUCAACCCUGACCGCUACCUCAACGACAACCCCGCUGCAGGGGAGAAGUUUGCUUAUGUGCCGUUUGGCGCUGGCCGCCAUCGCUGCAUCGGGGAGAACUUUGCCUACGUCCAGAUCAAAACCAUCUGGUCCACUUUACUGCGCAUGUACGACUUUGAGCUGGUGGACGGAUAUUUCCCCACAAUCAACUACACCACAAUGAUCCACACCCCUCACAACCCAGUCAUCAGAUACAAGAGGAGAAAACAGUGAGAGACUGAUGGAAAACAGUGGAGGGGCAAAGACAAGAGGGAACAGUCAAACAUCACGAGUGUUUGAAGUAAAGCUCAAACGUCCUGGGACUUGAAUUUAGGAAUAUUUAGAUGAAUGCACUUUGCUCUGCGUAAAUGUCCAACUUGUCACUUUUCUGAGCUUCUUGUAGCCCUUUUUUUCUGAAUGUCAACAUAAAUACAUGACUUUCGGAAACGCGUGUUUCCAGAAAUAAUUACAGUGACUGUAUGACUCUGAUCCUAAUAUUCACAAUGUGAAUUCCUCAAAAUAAAGUAAUACAGUAACACAGUGCGUUGAUGGUGGGAACCCUAGCAAAAUUUAUUCAGUGGAGAACUGCAAAACCAAGCAGAGGGUCUUGCUUUAGCCCAUAGUCUGAUAACAGCAAAACAGCACCCACUGUAAAUGGCUGUAAGCUGCAGGUGCACAGAGAGCCUGAAUCAGCUGUUGUGGGAUGUUUCCACACUGUCACCGAGCAUUUUGCUGGAUCGCCAUCCCAUUUACACAGAAUCAGAUGGGACACCCAAAAAAUGAUCUCUAACUAAAAAGGUCAUGGCUCAAAAGCUGCAAUCCACAACAUCCUACCUUUUAGGAGGUAAACUGUUUUGAACCAUUUUCCUUGCUGUGACAUAAACUUUGAAUAAAGUGUUUUGAAGGUGACCUGAACUUAUUAGGAGCUUCCCACCCUGAGUGAACGAGCACCGACUGAUCUUUUGUGUGAAGGGCAAGUUAAAACAUCCCACUGCACAAUGUGAUGUUGUUUACAGGACACAGAAAUGUCUCCUCUUUACAGAAAAUAUUUUGCUUAUCACGGCAUAUUUUGGUUUAUUUUCUUCCAUGUGAUUUCCGUUUAUCUUGUUCCAGAAGAAACUGUUAAUAUUAAACAUGUCUAUUCCUAAUUCCUGCAAACUGUAAAGAUCACUCAUCUUGACAAAAUAAACAUUCAAGUGUUUUGCCUA
Micropterus salmoides (largemouth bass) is the source of this 2474-nucleotide messenger RNA. RefSeq names its product lanosterol 14-alpha demethylase (gene cyp51a1). NCBI's taxonomy places the organism in Eukaryota, Metazoa, Chordata, Actinopteri, Centrarchiformes, Centrarchidae. The transcript has 10 exons. Gene Ontology annotation, molecular function: oxidoreductase activity, acting on paired donors, with incorporation or reduction of molecular oxygen; iron ion binding; heme binding. Bases 1 to 1500 code for a protein of 499 amino acids. The record is from RefSeq and is a predicted model, not a curated record.